AUAAGUAUGUAUAUAUAAAGAGUGAAGUCGUUUUCACGACAGAUGUAGCGGGAAGAAAGCCGCGUGACACACAAGACCUCAGGUUGAAAUUUCAUAUUUUCCCUCAGACAAAAUCAUGGAGAAUCUAUUUUAUUUUUUCUUGGCCGUUUCCAUUGGUGGCGCCCUUUCCCGUGACUGUAAAGGUCAGCCUGACGUGAUUUAUGAGCAUUCUUGUCUUACUGUCAGCAGGUGCAAAAGUGGCCAAGAUCUCCAUUAUAUUUGUAAACAUGGCGAAGCUAUCGAUAACAAAGAUGACUACCAGUGCAAGCCAAUACACACUGUGGCACCCCCAUGUAACAGAAUUAAUGACUGCAGUAAAAAGUCAGACGGAUCGUACCCCGAUGUUUCCGAAGGUUGUUCCAGCUAUUACACAUGUUUCAGACAUCAGUUCGUCGGUCGUAACUUCUGCCCGGGCGAUCUUCUUUUCCACCAAACUAAACAAGUCUGUAAUUAUAAGGAAAAUGUCACGUGCAAAUAAAAUCCAGCCGAACACACACACACACACACACACAGAUCAUUUAUGAACAUUCAGUAAUAAAAUCAGAUACUUUAUUACAAAAUUUAA
Octopus sinensis (East Asian common octopus) is the source of this 604-nucleotide messenger RNA. RefSeq lists its product as uncharacterized. Gene Ontology annotation, molecular function: chitin binding. The transcript has 4 exons. The record is from RefSeq and is a predicted model, not a curated record. Gene Ontology annotation, cellular component: extracellular region. The coding region runs from base 116 to 517 and encodes 133 amino acids. Lineage: Eukaryota; Metazoa; Mollusca; Cephalopoda; Octopoda; Octopodidae.